Lates calcarifer (barramundi perch) is the source of this 2575-nucleotide messenger RNA. RefSeq names its product Ras association domain family member 9 (gene rassf9). Gene Ontology annotation, biological process: signal transduction. The transcript has 2 exons. The coding region runs from base 191 to 1501 and encodes 436 amino acids. NCBI's taxonomy places the organism in Eukaryota, Metazoa, Chordata, Actinopteri, Centropomidae. The record is from RefSeq and is a predicted model, not a curated record.
GUUUCACCAAUAAAUCUCAGUACAGUCUGGGGAAACACCUCCCUCCGCUUUUUCGGAUGGGGCGGCGGACAGAGUUGCAGUCGGGACACCCUCAACUUUUCUGAAACUCACCACAAACUGUCCGACGUCCUGUCAUGCGGGGACUGUAACUUAUUUCGGAUUGUGGUUUAUUUCCUCGCGCUCCUGAGUCAUGGCUCCGUUUGGGAAAAACUUCCUGAAAGCUCGACUGAAAAACAGGACAAAAGAUGCUGAGCCUGCAAUAGGAAAGGAGAUUCAAGUUACUGUCUGCAACGAGGAGAAGGUCGUCUGUGGAGUAACAAAGCACACAACUUGUGUAGAUAUGAUUCAGGCAUUACUGGAGGAUCACAAAUCAGUCCCAGAAAGCAAGCGGCUCCUGCACGGGGAACCUAAAGACUUCUGUCUCGUUGAGCGGUGGAAGGGUUUUGAGAGAGUCUUGCCUCCUCUCACCAGAAUCCUGAGGCUCUGGUAUGCCUGGGGUGACCAGAGACCAUUCAUCCAGUUUGUUCUUGUCAAAACCAGUGAUUUUGUGCCUCAGCCCACCAAGAAGGCUGUGAAGUCCAAGGGGGCCAGGCCUAAGCGCUGGGAGCAUGGUCGUGUGCAGCACCCUCAGUCUCUGCCAGUGGAGAAGCAAAAGCGCAUGGUGAAGAAAGCUUUCAGGAAGCUGGAAAAGCUUCACAAUGAGAGCAAGAGCUCCCCGGGCACUGAGGAGAUUGACCGGAUGGUGCAGCUUAUUCUCAACCAGGACCACACCAUCCGAGAGCAGAUCCAACGCAUGAGGGACCUGGAUUUGGAGAUUGAGCAGUUUGAACUACAAGUGCAGAGAGAAGCUGAGUGUGAGGGCUCACUGGCUCAGGCAGGUGGUCAGAGUUUGGAGGCACACAGUGAGGAGCAGCUGCAGGAGUACCUGUACACCAGUGAUGGAAUUGAACAGCUUGAGCUGCAGGUUCAAAGACACCAGGAGCUCAUCCUCCAGCUGUCUCGGGAUAUUGACGCUGAGCUGAGGAGGGCUAACUUUCCACCAGACCAAGAUGAGGAGAGUGAACAGGAAGGAGCAGCGGCUGCUUCCUGGAUUGCCCGUGAGACAGAUGAAUCAUUCUACACUGCCGAACUCAAGAGGCUGCAGGAUGAACUGAAACACAGCCUCUUCACCGGUGUGUCCCUUCACAAUCAAGCUGCAGAAAUAGACAAGCAGCUGAAGUACUUUGACACUACGCUGGUCUCCAAGGACCAGGAGUGCUGGCAGCUGGCUGCCCAGCUGAGCUCUUUGCAAAUCGGGGACAGCACAGAGGAGAAGUCCAGUCCUCCCCCUCUGAAAACUGAGACUCAGUGCAGCGUCUCACAGACAGUGAAACUCAAACACAGCCUGUCCCCUCUAGACAUUACAGACACAGACUCAGACACUGGGAUUAGCUCCACACACAGUCAGGACUCACUGUCACCAUGUCUCGACUUCCCUCCCCCACUGGACACAGACGUUUGAACCCUGCAAUUUAUUGUUCUGUAUGCACUAGCCCCAGUUUGUGCCUCUCACAUCUUACAUUUGAGCAUCAGUUUGUAGAAUCCCAAGCAAUUAGUCAACUCAUUUUCUUGUUUUUUCAAUUAACCAUCUCAGUCAUUUUUUUAUUAUUAAACAUUCUCUGGUUUCAGCUUCUCAAAUGUUUUGCUGCUUUUCCUCAUCAUAUAUCAAUCUGAUUAAUUUUUUUAAUUUAACGUUUUGUGGCAUUUUGUAUUUGUGUAUACCUGUUGUGUAUCAUAAAGAAGGUGCAGGGUAAUACAUCACUUUUGGAAUGGGGAGUGAGUCACUAUUUGGGAAACAUUAUUGUUCAGUGAGCAGUUUUGGUUUUUGUUUCUUUUACAAAGGUAAUGAUAAUACUUGGAAGGCACAGACUGGAGCUAUGUACACACAAACUACUGUCUACACUCUGAUGGCUAGAUUAGCCAAUUUUAAGUGUAUAUUUUUGUCCCCAACAAAGAAGCAAAGACUAUUUCCUGAUGACAGAUGUGUCUACCAUAUGCCAGUCUUAGUUACUCUUCUUUUUGUGUGUGUGUGUGUGUGUUAGUUUCUGUCACUGGUCUGUUGUGUUAGAAAAUGAAUGUAUGUUUAUUGCCCCUAUUAAGGUUCUCAAACUAUUUAUGAAGCUGCACUUCUUUGUACACACUUAAGCAUAUUAACAAUGUUUUAUAUUAAAACAAAUAGCUAACUGCUUCAGAUGUAGAGUUUGUUAAAAAUGUACCAUAACAUUCCUCCUGACUACACUGUAAAUACGCUGCUGUAUCUACUGUAAAUGAUUGUUUUUAUGACACAGGCACAAAUUUUAAAAGACAAUUUGAUAAAGCAACUGAGAAAAUAUUUAUUUAUCAUGUAAUUGUAUUUUACAGAUGAUUGUUUCCCCUCUCAGGCAAUAAUCUCAAUCUAAUCCAACACAGUCAGGACCAAAAUAACACAAAGAUUAUGUCUGUGUAAACAAUGCUUAAAACACACAAGCCAUGAUAAGGUAAAAUGUAUAUUUCAACUUUCAUAAUAAACACUAAUACUGUAAAUGUCACAGAGUAA